AAUGCAGAAAUUUGCUUUGACUAUAAAGUUAUGGAAGACAAAUUACAAAUUUAAUAUAAGAGCAGACUUGGCUUCAAGAAAAUGAUAAUAUCCCAAGUAAAAAAGGUUAAGGGUGCAAGUGUUCUUUUUUAGAGACGAAGAGCUCUUGGCCGCUCCUCAGACGGCAGACGGGGCGGUGCGCAGUGUCUGGAGAGGAAAGCCCCCCCGCAGCUGUCCAAAUUUCCGCUAUGAGCAGCAAGCCAUCUACCUCAGCGCCAGGGCGUCGGCUCCUGUCGGUGCCUGCCGCAUAUUGGCACGCAGCGGGAUUAAUUCUGGCUGUGUCCAUGUGCGCGACUGUGGCGUUUGCCUUCUUAUGGUUACGAUCGGCACAGAGCACCGCUGUUGUACUGUUGAUACACCCCUUAAGCAGCAAGUCGGCAGCGUCUGUAUACAAGACUUGCGCGAGUAGCGGGAGCGGGCUGGGGAAACGCUACCUAGUUACAGGUGCAGCUGGCUUUAUUGGCUUCCACGCCUCUGUCCAACUGCGUUCUCGCGGUGAUGUCGUCGUCGGCUUGGACAACUUCAACGAUUACUACCCGGUUUCGUUGAAGCGUGCACGGGCACAAGUGCUCGCCAGCAAGGGCGUCCCGGUCGUGGACCUGGACCUUAACGACCAGGAGGCCCUGCAAGAGCUUUUCCGGCUAUGUUCCUUCACGCAUGUGCUUCACUUUGCAGCGCAAGCCGGCGUGCGCUACGCGGCGCGCAAUCCUUUCGCUUAUGUGCAGUCAAACAUCGCAGCUAGCGUGGCCCUCAUGGAGGCCAUGCGCCUGCAGAAACCCAUGCCGGUACUCGUCUACGCCUCCUCCAGCUCCGUCUACGGGCUAUCGAAACGGUUCCCUUUCACGGAAGACGACCGUGUGGACCAGCCGGCCAGCCUGUAUGCCGCUACCAAGCGCAGCCUUGAGCUCCUGUCGCACACGUAUUUCAACAUCUAUAAGAUGUCGGUGACAGGCUUGAGGUUCUUCACGGUGUACGGACCUUGGGGCCGCCCAGACAUGAGCGUGAUGUCUUUUGCGCGCAAUAUUGUCGACGGGAAACCUAUUCGCGUGUUCCAGGGUCCCAACAACACGGAAUUAGCGCGGGACUUCACGUACGUUGGGGACAUCGUCAACGGCGUGCUGGCCGCGUUGGACACAGCGCCGCCCUCCGCCGAUCCCAAGUCCCCGCCAUCCUACCGGCUGUUCAACCUGGGCAACACACAGGUGCACACUGUAUCAGAGAUGGUGGAGACGCUGCAGGAUCUGAUGGGAAUGAAGGCGUUGGUAAAGUACCAACCGCUGGGGGCUACCGGCGACGUGCUGCGCACCAACGCCAACAUCACUGCUGCACACGAGGCGCUUGGCUACACGCCACAGACAAACCUGCGGGAGGGGCUUCAGGAGUUCGUCAAGUGGUAUUUUGAUUACUACGGUAGCGAUGGCAAGAAGAGGCCCGCGGACGAGGUCGGCUACGUGCCGGACUGA
Molecule: messenger RNA, 1502 nt
Organism: Volvox carteri f. nagariensis
Lineage: Eukaryota; Viridiplantae; Chlorophyta; Chlorophyceae; Chlamydomonadales; Volvocaceae
Product: NAD-dependent epimerase/dehydratase
Exons: 6
Coding region: 324-1502 (392 amino acids)
Source: RefSeq, a predicted model, not a curated record